AUGGCCAAACCAUCAAAAAAUAAGGGUCAAAAAGAGGUAGAGAUCAACGAAAAUCUAUCAGAUGGAGAGGAAGAGAUAGGGGAAUCAAUUGUCGAAAUGGAAGAGGGCAGGGAAGGUAAGAUAUUAAUAGCAUUUGAAUGGUUGCAAACAAAUCUAACCUAUUUAAAUUGGAUAAAUAGAGUAUACUUUAGAGAUGUUACAGGAUAUGAAUGUGGAAAAGUUGAAGCAAAUCAUGGUGGAGAUAGUUCAGAGAACGAUUGGGUAAAGAUAGGAUUUUCUACUCAUACAAAAACAUUCAAAAAUUAUCAGGCGGGUUAUUGUGGAAAGAACAAACCUACAUCGAUCAUUCAAACUUUUUCCAAAAUGUUUGAUGAAAGUAUCUAUCAGCUCAUAAUCGAUCAGACCAACAUAUAUAUGAAGCAAAAAGGCUUGGAUAAAGCUUUCAAGAGUCUUUUUCAUUCCUACAUGACCAAGGAAAUACUCAACACUUUUUUCUCAAUUACACUCGAAAUGGGAAGGGUUGACAUGCCUUCAAUUGCAGAUUAUUGGCGUUCCGAUGGUAAAGGUCAGGCAGUUUGUAAAAAAUCGAAAUUUUUACGGGAGGAAUAA
Messenger RNA from Cavenderia fasciculata, 609 nucleotides. RefSeq lists its product as uncharacterized. Lineage: Eukaryota; Evosea; Eumycetozoa; Acytosteliales; Cavenderiaceae. The record is from RefSeq and is a predicted model, not a curated record. The coding region runs from base 1 to 609 and encodes 202 amino acids. The transcript is spliced from 3 exons.